CUGGAAGACUGUCACACCUGUCCUGAGUGUCAGACUAGUGAGAUUUACAAUUAGGAUUUCCUGCAGGGUCAUGAAUAAUGUGAUUCUCCCAGAGUGAAGCCUUUUGCACGUUUAGGUGGCUGGGACAUUAUCUGCAAUUUGGAUUCCUACUUGGAUUUACUUUGGAUUGGUGGAGGCUACUGGGCAGCUACAAAAUGCCACCUCAAGUGAUGCUGGACUGUACUGAUCAGAAGAGACUGAGUCCUCAAAUCUCCGAACUCCUUUGCAAACAGAACUCAAGGCCCAACAGCCAGGAGCUGGGCAUCAAAUGUGUCCUGGUGGGUGAUGGAGCAGUGGGCAAGACUAGCCUGGUGAUCAGCUACACUAUAAAUGGUUACCCUACUGAAUAUCAGCCAACCGCCCUGGAUACUUUUUCUGUUCAAGUUUUGGUGGACGGGGCACCUGUUCGAAUCCAGCUUUGUGACACUGCAGGACAGGAAGACUUUGACCACCUGCGAUCCCUGUGUUACUCAGAGACUGAUGUUUUCCUGGUGUGUUUCAGCGUUGUGAACCCCAGUUCCUUCCAGAAUGUCACUGAGAAAUGGAUCCCUGAGAUCCGAACACACAGCCCCCACACACCUAUUGUGCUGGUGGGAACCCAAGCGGACCUUAGAGACGAUGUGAAUGUCUUGAUCAACCUGAGCCGUUCCCAUGUAAAACCCGUGAGUGAGUCCCAAGCUCAAGCAGUGGCACAGAAAAUCCGGGCUCAGACCUACAUUGAGUGUUCUGCUUUGACGCAAAAGAACCUUAAAGAGGUGUUUGAUGCUUCCAUUCUCGGUGCAAUUAAACACAAGGCACACCUGGAGAAAAAACUGACCAGCAAGGGCGUUAAAAGACUCUCAAAAUGCAGAUGGAAGAAAUAUUUCUGCUUUGUUUGAGCCAGUUUUCUUUUCUCUUCGAUCUGGCCUACACUAGUUGGACAGGGCACUCCCUGCUAAUUUCUGAAUGGAAGAAAGGACGUUGGGUCCCUGUCCUUGAGAAUGACGACCACAAGGGCAGAACUGGUUUUUCAAUAGGGACAAUGGAGCUGGUGACGUGCUCUAUCAGAUAAAGGCAUAGCAUGAACGCUCUCGUGUAGAACUGCUAGUGUAAAAGGAGACGGCCGUUCUUGGUGCAUGGAAAUUGAUGAAACUCUCCUGUAUAUGUGCAGGAAUUUAUUGUACAAAAAAAGUCCUAAAAAGGUGAAAGGAUACCAGAAUGUGUAUAUGGUCAGACUGGGGUCAUUAUGUACCUGGAUAACUCUGCCUGACUGUGUUUAACUAAAUGGCUUAAUUAUUAUGUCUAAAAUACUGCUGAACCUUAAAGCAAUUACCGUAAAGGAAAGUAUUGCCAAAAAAUAGAUUUGUUAUUUUAUUUCCUUAAAACAAAAACAGGAUAGUGAACUGAAGACCAGAGAGGGUAAAAAACCAUGCUAAACAAAUAAAUAAUUUCUGCAGAAAAAAACAUUUCAAACAUUAUCAAAACCAGUGUAAAGGUUGACUUGUAACUCCCAGCAA
Messenger RNA from Xenopus laevis (African clawed frog), 1535 nucleotides. It is a transcript of the gene rhov.L, whose product is annotated as ras homolog family member V L homeolog. Gene Ontology annotation, cellular component: plasma membrane. Lineage: Eukaryota; Metazoa; Chordata; Amphibia; Anura; Pipidae. The record is from RefSeq and is marked provisional. Gene Ontology annotation, molecular function: G protein activity; GTPase activity; GTP binding.